UUUUUUUUUGCUUUCUGUUCUCUAUCAUUUUUGAAAAUCAUGAAUGUGGAAAAGAACGUGAAUAGUCUGGAAGUAAGCAAUUAUGAAGAUGUUCGUCGUCAAAGGAUGUUAGAAAACCAAAAGCUCUUACAAGAAUUGGGUCUUGCCAAAGGCAUGGAGACUUCAGUCCUUCUUAAUGAUUUACCGCCACCACCCAAGAAAUUCCCUGCCACCGCCACCAAACGAGCUGCAUCCAAAUAUACUGGAUCAAAAGUGAACAAACGAGUAGCAUUAAUGAUGUCAUCCGGACGUUCUUCAAGACGAUUGAAAGGAGAGGCUCCUGAAGAAACGGUGGAUUUGGAAGAAGUUUUAGAUCAACAAGAUCGGAUACGACAAGCUGCUCAACUGCGAAAACUGGAAAAUUCAAGGGAACAAGAUGAUGCGUUACUACCACGGAACAUUCAUGUUCCUUUUACUCUUGCAUCCAUUGGUACCACUAUUUGGGAUCUUGGUGAAAUAUAUACUGGUGAACAUCGAUCAAAGUAUUGGAGUACUCAUGGGUGUAAAUACAAACAUCCUUAUCCUAUAGGUUAUCGUGCUACGAAAAGUCAUUUUGGAAACCAAUACACUAUGACCAUCUCUGAAGGCAAAGAAGGACCUCUUUUUACGGUGCAAGUCAAUUCAUCACAAACCUUCUUCACAGGUUCUACUCCAACAGCUCCUUGGACAACUGCAUGUUUACGUAGCAAUUCUCGAGGUACUCGUGUGAGUGGACCUUUGUUUUAUGGCUUCUCUGAUUUGAUUACCAUACGUUUGAUAGAAGGACUAGAGAACUAUGACAAAGCUGGCGACCCAUCCGAGUCAUCUCAUUCAGCAGCCACAAGGUCUAAACGAAACCAUGUAGAAUGAUUAUGGAUUUAUCAUUAGUUGUUUAUAGUUAUUAUUACUUAUUAUGUUUUAUUCAAAUAAAUUCCCCUUCUCAAUCUUCA
This is a messenger RNA of Halteromyces radiatus, 968 nucleotides long. RefSeq lists its product as uncharacterized. The transcript is spliced from 7 exons. Lineage: Eukaryota; Fungi; Mucoromycota; Mucoromycetes; Mucorales; Cunninghamellaceae. Gene Ontology annotation, biological process: regulation of cell cycle. Gene Ontology annotation, cellular component: nucleus. The record is from RefSeq and is a predicted model, not a curated record. The coding region runs from base 40 to 888 and encodes 282 amino acids.